Molecule: messenger RNA, 1861 nt
Organism: Moneuplotes crassus
Lineage: Eukaryota; Ciliophora; Spirotrichea; Euplotida; Euplotidae
Source: the annotation of a GenBank genome assembly
AAUGAAUCCGAUUUCUCACCAGCCGAACCCUUUUGACUACCCAUUUCCUCAAAGAUCACAGCUUAUGGGCUUAUCGACCAUCAACGAAGGCCAAGACUUUUUGAAUAAAAAUGUUAGGAAGUUCGAGUCUAACCGUCACUGGAACCAAAGCUUAAGUGUUGAAGGAAUUGAUGGAGCAAAGACUAAAGUCCCAGGCUAUCAAUAUAAUAACAAGGUCACAUAUGCAAACCAAAAUUGGGAUGUUGACAGAUCUGGACCUCUUGCUCUUCAUAUUGGGUUGAAUAAACCUGAGUAUAACUUGACUAAUAAUGAUAUUGAUAAAAGCAAACCUAAAUUUCAAAAGUUUCAUACUAACAGAACAGUAAAUCCUUUGAACCCUAGUUACAGCCUUCCAAAAUUUGAAGCUGUUGAAGUAGAGCCUCCUAAAUUCAUCAGGGAUAAUAUCAGCAAUGAUGAUAUCGAAGGGUCUAAGCCUAAGAAGACCAAGUACUUUGAAACAAGGGAUAACCUUAAAGUGGAUGAUAUAAAGGGAACUAAACCAAAACCAUAUCCAACGAGAAGGACAAAGUACUCAAGUCUGGAUUAUAGAGAUGUAACUCAUGAUCAAUUCAAGACUCAAAGAUGUACCAAUCCUUUAAACCCUUCUUAUUCUCACAGGGCUGUUGAUGGAAAAGUCGAAGAAAUCGGACAAAUUGAAGGUAGUUGACCAAAGAAGCCGUUUAUUAGGAAGAAAGGACCUAAUGCUCUCUGCCUCAAUGUUGAAGAUAUUGAAGGCACUAGACCAGGGACAAAGGGCUUAAAAGCUUUUAGGAUACAUAAAAGAAGAGAAGUUAGAGAGGUCAAUCACACUAAUGACAUUCCUGGAGCACAAGUUGGAACUCUCAGAAAAGCUCCUAGCACAAACAGAGUUGUUAACCCUCUCAAUCCAGAUUAUCCUCUGAUAGGAGUACAAGAGCUAGAAGGAAAAUUUAAUGGCUAUGGAGAAAACAUUCAAUUUAAUUCAAACAAGCCUUCUACUGCUCCUCUCAAUACGAAUAGAGACCAUUUGAAAAAGCCAAAGGUUGAAAAGCCCAUUAAUUUUGAUAAGGAGAACUUUAAGAGAGAUCUUGGAAAAUUUCAUUCUGCCACUCCUGGAUUUCUGCAAGAAGUUGACUUCAAAACUAUUCAAAAGGGCUGUAAACAGAAACUACCCCCAAGACAUAGAACUAUUCAACCUGAGGAUGAUCAAAAAUAAAGCAUAUGGAAGAAACUCAAAGAAAUUUUAUGGCAUUCCUCUAUCAGAAAGGAGUGAAAUGAGUAAUGCAAAGCAUGUCUUUUACGGUACUAACGAGAUUAAUAAGCCACGUCCUGGGACAGUUCAGUCUUCUGCUAGGAAGGAGAUGACUACACAACAGAUGAUUAAUGAAUACCAGAAGAACUCACACUCUCAGAAUAGAAGCACUACUCCUGAUCUGAUGAAUAUUGAAAAUACUCAGCAUUUUAAAAGAGAUGCUGCUAACUUCCACGGGGAGAGCUACAAGUCUAGUGAGAAAGGAAGUAUUUUCCAAGAUAAUUUUGCAGAAUUUUACGGACUUGAUAAACCUCCUCAUGGUGCUAAAAUUGGAGAUAUCAAUGAAAGAAAUUUUAGUGUAAAACAACCGAAGAAAACCUCUGCUUUAAACCAAAAGAGAUUGCAAAAACAUGAAAUGAAUAUGCAAAGGCACCCAAUGUUUGGCAAACAUCUGAAGAGAUUCUAUGGAUUAAAAUCUACAGGAUCAGCAUCUUCAAGACAGUUUCAUAGCUCAGUAGCAAGCUCAUCUAAGAGCAGUAGAGCCAAGGGAACAUAUGCUGAGAAAUUGACAAGUCUGAUAGGGUAGAACCC